This is a messenger RNA of Morus notabilis, 1225 nucleotides long. Its product is annotated as protein transport protein SFT2. The transcript is spliced from 4 exons. NCBI's taxonomy places the organism in Eukaryota, Viridiplantae, Streptophyta, Magnoliopsida, Rosales, Moraceae. Gene Ontology annotation, biological process: vesicle-mediated transport. The record is from RefSeq and is a predicted model, not a curated record. Gene Ontology annotation, cellular component: membrane. The coding region runs from base 170 to 856 and encodes 228 amino acids.
ACUUACCUGUUAAUCGGGAAAGACGGAGGGAAAGAAAGAGACAAGAACACCAUUUUCCUCUCCACGCAAAAACGUUUCGACAAGAAACUCACCCACCCAAAAAGAAAAACGUUUCUAUUUCUGAAAUCUCGAUUCUUGAAGCUCCGUGUGCGGGAGCCGAGAAAACACGAUGCAGAAAAUGGCCCAGGAAUGGUUUACGCAGAGCGUUAGCGACGGCGCCGACGUCUCGGAGAAGCCCUCGUCUUCUUUGCUUGCGGAUUGGAACUCCUACGCGGCUUCGCAUUCCGACGAGAACUCCUCCUUGCCCCUUGGUUUCGAUCUGGAAGCCGCCGUUCGCUCCGCCAACGACACCGUCUCCGGCACCUUCUCCGUGGUUUCUAAGGGGGUAAGAGACAUACCCGGAAACUUGCAGUCAGCCACUAGUAGUGUUCCGUCGGGAAAAGCUCUCAUGUACUUUGGUCUUUUCCUGGCAACUGGGGUGUUUUUUGUCUUCCUUGCAUUUACCAUGUUCCUCCCUGUCAUGGUCAUUAUGCCUCAGAAAUUUGCUAUCUGCUUUACACUUGGUUGUGGCUUUAUUAUUGGGUCAUUCUUUGCUCUUAAGGGCCCAAAGAAUCAGCUCGCUCACAUGUCUUCAAAAGAGAGACUUCCUUUUACAUUGGGAUUUUUAGGCAGCAUGGUCGGUACCAUUUAUGUCUCCAUGGUGCUUCAUAGCUACAUUCUCUCUGUGCUCUUCUCUGUAAUACAGGUUCUUGCACUUGCAUACUAUGCGUUUUCAUACUUCCCCGGCGGAUCAGCGGGUUUGAAAUUUCUUUCAUCUACCCUAACCUCCACGGUACUGAAAUGUUUUGGGAGGUGACGUUGACCUCGUAUAUGUUUAUGUUUGUGGCCAUGUAUAUUUCUCACUCGAGUUGAGAUUUUUGCGGAUGUAGUUGUAACUUGGGAAGGCCUAAAACAAAUUGCUGAGUUGAUGCCCCUGAUAUAUUGAAUCAAUCCAGAUUUCUGUGUUUCUCUUUUAAGUCCUUGACCUUGUGCAAAAGAACAAUUCAUUGUUAUCUGCCAAAAGUGUUUUAGGUGAAUGAAACAAAAAUAUUGGAUAAUUGUCUGUAAAAUAUGGUGAAGAUGAUGGAUUCUUCCUAUGCUCUUAUAUGUAAUUUCCUCAUUUAAUAACAAGACUAAAAAUUGUCUCCGCUAAGUAGGGGAGUCAUUUACUUCAUCGUUUUCGUUG